CGGACAAAAUGGCGGCGGCGCCACGCGGCAGCUGAGGCUCUGCUUCCGCCCCGCUGCAGCCUGCGGCCGGCAGCUGGCUCGGGGCUGGCCCAGGUCUCGCACCUCUCUGCCCUUCUCACGGCCCUCCGCGCCCGCCUAAGCCGAGGGGAGGCGGAAGGCCGCGCCGUGCCACCGCCCCUUGGCGCAGCUGCAGGCGGGGCCGGCUGCGGGCGGGCGCGGCCAUGUCGGAGCAGGGGCUGGAGGAACUCUCGGCCCUCGCCGCCAUCUACUGCGAGCCGGGCGCCUGCGAGGUGCUGGCGACCUCAGAAACAGAUGGAGUCACAUUUAGAAUUCAAAUCAGCGUGAAAGAGCUACUGGAUGCAGAUAUACUUUUAAAGCUGCUGUUUCGUUUACCAGUCAAUUAUCCAUCAACUCUACCAGAAAUUUCUGUUAGCUCAGACCAGCUUACAAGGGCCCAGUGUAUGGACAUAAAAGAUAAAUUACUUGAACAAGCAAAGAAGCAUCUUUCUGAACCCAUGGUGCAUGAACUGGUUCUUUGGAUACAGCAGCAUCUUAAGUAUAUCAUUAAGCAACCAGCAACAGUUUGCAAUGAAAAAACCACUUUGUCAAAAGGAGCAAGUACAGAGGAUGCUGUCUGGAUGCUCCUUUUGCAUUUAGAUCACAUGAGAGCAAAGGCAAAAUACGUCAGAACUGUGGAAAAAUGGGCUUCAGAUCUAAAACUGACUGGAAGACUGAUGUUCAUGGGCAAGAUAAUAUUGAUUCUUCUUCAGGGUGACAAGAGCAACAUUAAGGAGUACUUGAUUCUUCAGAAAACUUCUAAGGUAGAUGUGGACUCGAGCGGAAAGAAAUGCAAAGAGAAAAUGAUUAGUGUACUGUGUGAGACAAAAGUACAGUCACAGCAUAAAAGAUUUCAGAUGUUUGAAGUCAAAGAAUAUUCAACGCUGGAUGAGCUACAAAAGGAAUUUGAAACUGCAGGACUUGCAAAUCUCUUCUCUGAGUUUGUGCCUCCUCUCUUAAAAUAAAAAUAAAGCACUGGACUCCAUGAGAAAAGUAGUAUUUGACUGCAGAUUCUUCUGGGAAAUAAAGACUAUUUUGACAAGCAAACUUAUCUACAAAAAAAGAAAAAGAAAAAAACAGGAGUUGCAAUAAUGAGAAAGCAACAUGUAUGUUAAGAAUUGAUUUUUUGACUUCUAUGCAUACUAUAACUUUUUCAGAAGAAUAUGGAAUUAAUUAUGAUAUUUGCAUGAUAAAUAUGAAAUAUUAGGAGAAAACAGUGUUAGAAUAAUAAUCUUUCAAUUGAACUGUUUUACAGUCCUGAUUUUCAAUGCUUUGUUUUUCAUCUCUUGUGAUGGUGGUCUUCCAUAAUGGCUUUCUAGAAAUUGUGACUAAUUUCAUUUUGGAUGCCUAUGUAAAGGUAUUUUUCUAAAAAGCAUAGCAAACAGAUCUUAGCAUGAGAGGAUAGCAUAACUUAACAACCUUUAGGUGUUUGUCUGCUAACAUUUCUUUCUCUAUUUACUUGAAUCUAUAAAUACUUGAAUGUUGAUUUAAAGAAAGAGCUCAUGUGACUUCAGAUAUAAAAAUCCUAGAAAUGUUUCUCUUAAUGUUAGUUUUUAUUGUAAAAUGUAUAAAACCACUGAAGUGGAGAAUUUAAAUUGAUUUAAAAACUGUGUAUCGGCUGAGAUGAAAGCCAGUUGUAGUGUUUUCUUUGGUGGUUGUAUGUCCUCAGCCAGAUCUUUGAAAUCCUCUGGUGUUCUGGAAAUAGAACGGUAAGGAACUUUGUUCCAACCCAUGUCAACAUCUUGGCUAUUUAAGUCUAGCUGGGGCCUUACCCAGCUUGCAUAUAAAUCAGCUGAAUAUUCUUUCUGUUAAUUUUGGGAAUUGAAUGGCAUGAUUUUCCUUGUCACAUGAUCUCAGGUUGUGUAUGACUGCAAAAGUAACUGAGGCAUACAGUUAUGGCUAUCUUUCUUGCAAGUGUAAGUGCAGACUCUCCUCAAACUUCUUCCUCACUACUGUAAAAGCUAUGACAUUUAGCUGCUUUAGAAAAGCCAUUUGUGGGGUAAGCGGCUCCAGCUCCAGUCACACUUGGUUGUGAACUCGUGUUUACAACAUUUUCUGGAAUGUUACUUUUACCUGAUGCCUUCUUGUUUAACUCUUUGGACAGGGCUUUUCAAAGAAGCUAUGUGAUUUUUAUAUUCCAGGAGCCAUAGAAAGAAAUAUAGAAAACAAUCACGGUGCCAUUAUCACAGGUGACUUUUUUACUUACUAACUUACACUGCUCAAAUAAACAAGUCUAGUGCAGAAAGUACUGUGGUAUUUAUGCUUGAUUUGAUGUGCUUCAGAAGAAUUACAAAUCUGAUCAGCUUGAUACUAUUCAGACAGCAAAGAAGAACAUGAAAACUGAUGUCAGUCUGAUUCUGUCAAAGCAAACGUUUUUGCCUACCCGUCAAUCAGUCACUUAUUUUGAAGGAUAGGAGAGAUAUCUUGUGUUCAGACAAGUAAACAAUAUUUUUAAAGGUUGUUCUUUUGGAAGAAUGUUGCAGCUGUCUGUUAACAGAUGGUAUGUUUGCAUUUAUUGGUAAAAGAGAUGGUAAGCCUGUGAGCCCCUGGGGCACAGAAGUCAUCGAAAUGCAUGCUGUGGUGCAUGUUCCUCCCUCCAAAGGAAGUGAAGGAGACAUAGAAAUACAAAACGCGAGGAAACGAAGCCAGAGCUCCCGAGAAUUGUUAAGAGGGCAUGUCUCAGUGUCUGAAAAGUAAAUGAAAUAUAUAUACUUACUGGAGUAACACAUUUUACUUGCAAAAAAAAAAAAAAAAAAGGAAAAAAAAAAAAAAGAAAAAACUGCACAGAAAAAUGUUUUAACAAAUAAA
Messenger RNA from Tympanuchus pallidicinctus (lesser prairie-chicken), 2865 nucleotides. RefSeq names its product RWD domain containing 3 (gene RWDD3). Gene Ontology annotation, molecular function: protein binding. The transcript has 4 exons. Lineage: Eukaryota; Metazoa; Chordata; Aves; Galliformes; Phasianidae. The record is from RefSeq and is a predicted model, not a curated record. Gene Ontology annotation, biological process: positive regulation of protein sumoylation; positive regulation of hypoxia-inducible factor-1alpha signaling pathway. The coding region runs from base 222 to 1022 and encodes 266 amino acids.